This is a messenger RNA of Aphanomyces invadans, 1002 nucleotides long. RefSeq lists its product as hypothetical. NCBI's taxonomy places the organism in Eukaryota, Oomycota, Saprolegniomycetes, Saprolegniales, Verrucalvaceae. The transcript has a single exon. Bases 1 to 1002 code for a protein of 333 amino acids. The record is from RefSeq and is a predicted model, not a curated record.
AUGGGGUACUCGUACGACAACAUGGCCAAGCCAUCGAAGAUGGCAGCGCAUUCCAUGCCACACCACAACUUGCCUCCGCUGACCCCGAUCCCACUGACGGGCUCCCGCCGCAUUGGCUCGUGGCCACUCGAGGAAAUCAAGUACACGCACUACCUGUCCAGUUUGUUCAAAGCCAGCCGUCUCGAAAAUGUCCCCAACGGCACAAGUCUUCGCAAGUGGCUCGGGCUCCAACUUAACUGUGCUCCCAUGCGCCUAAGCAAAAAGUUCGACAAAUUGUCGGGCAUGCUCGGGCUGGUCAAGUACGAAAUUCGCCAGGACGUGUUGGAUGCCAUGACUCCAGCCCAACGCCGCGCUCAGAUCAAGGAAAUGCACGACCUUCGAUCCAAGCUCGAGAUGGCGGUUGCUAGGGACAUGGCUGGUUUAAAGCCGCUCUCUCAUCAUCUGGAAAAGCAUGGUCGAAUCUUGGCACCGGACGCUAUCAUGUAUACUUCGCCCAAGAAGCACCGGCCUCGCAAGUACGACGAUAACGAUGUGCUGUUCAAAGGGCGGCUGUCGCUGACUUCGUCGAUGCAGUCGGGGGUGGAAGCUGGACCAGUCCUUCCACGAAAGUCGAAUCGCAGUUGCGUUCGUCGAACAAGGUACUCGUACGAUUCUUCUGACGAGUCCGAAUUUGGUGCCAACGCUGAGGAAGACCAUGACAUGGCCAUCCUGGUCGACGAUGCAUCUUUGGAGCCAUUGCCAUUCCACCCGCCGAUCUCGACGACCACAGCCAUAAACGUCUGGAACGGCGCGCCAGAGUGUCCACGUACAGAUCGAAUCAGCGCAACAUUCACACUGGAAGAUCUAGAGUUCAUCGGGCAGUUCACCGACGAGCUUCCAUCGCUGAGCACUCCUGGUGACUCGUUUUGGUCGUCCUUCCGCGAGAUUGAGUGCUUGAACUCGUACUCGACGCUGCUCCUGGACACACCGAACAUGCAACCGCCACCGUCGUCGUCUUGUUAG